Messenger RNA from Alosa alosa (allis shad), 397 nucleotides. RefSeq names its product cytochrome c oxidase subunit 7C, mitochondrial. Bases 90 to 281 code for a protein of 63 amino acids. The transcript has 3 exons. Lineage: Eukaryota; Metazoa; Chordata; Actinopteri; Clupeiformes; Clupeidae. Gene Ontology annotation, biological process: mitochondrial electron transport, cytochrome c to oxygen. The record is from RefSeq and is a predicted model, not a curated record.
CAUAAGUCAUUGUAACCGUCUUCCUGCUUUAGAAACAAGGUCGCAAGUAACUUAUCAUUCGCAUUGAACAGAGACGAUUUUAAGUCACCAUGUUUGGCCAGGCAGUUCGUCGAUUUACAACAUCUGCAAUUCGUUCCUCACACUACGGAGAGGGACCAGGACAGAAUCUUCCAUUCUCCGUGGAGAAUAAGUGGAGGCUGUUGGGGAUGAUGGUGGUCUUCUUUGGCAGUGGAUUUGCAUUCCCCUUCAUUGUUGUGAGGCAUCAGAUCCUGAAGAAGUAAACUGGACCAUGGCCUGCAAGGUCCCUCACCCUCAACGUCUUUGGCCCGACUGUCUUCAUUUCCAUUGGGGAUUGUGUAAUUUAAUUUGUACAUAAUAAAGCCAAAUAAAAAUUAAA